This is a messenger RNA of Toxoplasma gondii ME49, 6135 nucleotides long. RefSeq lists its product as hypothetical. NCBI's taxonomy places the organism in Eukaryota, Apicomplexa, Conoidasida, Eucoccidiorida, Sarcocystidae. The record is from RefSeq and is a predicted model, not a curated record. Bases 709 to 5706 code for a protein of 1665 amino acids. The transcript has 11 exons.
CGGAUCCGGUCGGCGCCUUCAUUUUUUGAUUCCUCAGAGAGGCUUGUGGCAGAGGGCCUCUGCAUGGGAGAUCGCGGUGCUUUCUCUCUGCGUCUGCUGAGGAGACACACAUGACGCGGAAAGGCUUCGCAUGUCUUCGACUGCACUUCACACAGAGGUUUCGUCAAAGAGAAAGCCGCGACGAGGAGACAACACUCGCGUUGUCCCGAGUUCUCUUUUUUCGUCUCUUUUCUCUGCUUCCCCUCUCUCUCUGUCGUCUCUCCUUGCGAGAGACGUCACGGCUGCUCUCGCUGCCUCGCUUUUUCACUGCAGUCGCGAGGCUGUCACGACGCAAGAGCUCUGAGAAACAAAGAACAGGAAAAGGAGUCCGCGAGUCACUCGUCCGUUUCCCUUUCAUCUUCUGCGCGAUUUGUCUCUUCAGGACUCGCUGCACCUUCCUUCUCCCUUCUCGCAGUUGCCUUAGUGUCGAGAGGAAAUCACCUCACGUCGAAAGAGAGGCUGUCAGCAGAGCAGCAGAAUUCGCUCGUCGUGUCUCCCCUUCGGUCUCCUUCCUCGUUGUUUCUGUGCCGCGGUUUCUUCGCUUUUUUUAUCUUCCCUUCGCCGCUGGCUUCCUCUUCAACAUGUUUCCUGCGGAGAGGAGACAACGGCCGGGACCUCUGCUCAAAUCGCAGUCUCGCUUGCUUCCGCUGCGUUUGUUCGUUGGAGAUAAUGUUCGCUUCCACCUGUGAAGACCGCCCUUGGAAGAGGGCAGCUCGUCGCCAGGUUCUCACCGCCGGCGGUGGUGCACAGAGCCAGGCUGAGUGCCUUGGAGAGGAAAGAAGAGAAAAACUCUCGGGAACACGGCGAAGAGUCCACGAAAACGGGAGAGAAAAAGACACCCGAGGAGAAGUCGAAACGUCUUGUCUCUUCGUGACGCAUGCCUCGAGGGUGUGUUCUCAGGAUCUGUCUUUCUCUCCAUCAGGUCCCAGUUGCUCUCGAGACGCUCCUUCUUCACACUCAUCGCUUGAUUCUGAGUCUUCCUUUCUCUCGACCAUCCCUGCGCUGCCCCCCUCCUCGUCUUCCCCCUCUUGGGUCCUCAUUGUGUUUCUGUCGCGGAUGGCCUCUCCCCUCUGCUCUCCUUCCUCUCUUUUCUCUGCUUUCGAAGACGAGAAUCGAGAACUCGGUGCCUCUUCUGCUCUGUCGCGGUUUGUCGUCACCGCUUCUCGGCUUCGUCGGAGACUGGGGGGAUCGAUUCAGAAAGUCCGGGGAGGAAAAACGGGAAGAGACGAGAAAAACCGACGCAGACACAAACGCUGUCUUCGGGAGAAAGAAAGUCUCCACCCGCUCCCGCGAUCGGUCUGCAGAUCUUCCGCUGACUCUCCCCGGAGUCUCUUGGCUCCUCUGAGGAGAAGCGACGCACGAAGAAGAGGAGUUGCCUCGCCUGAAGCGGUUGCCUCAUCCCCAGUCACACCUGCUGUCUCCUCAGUAGAACUUGAGGAGAGAGCCAUACGCGAGUCCCUGAGGGGAAGGACGAGGCGCAAGGUGUCUUUUGCCAUCUCAACUUUGUUGGGUUGUUGCGCUAAGUGUACAGACUCCUCGCAAACGCCCGGAGAGUCCCAUCGUUUUUCUCGUGGAAGGAGAAACUCAAGAGGCGUCUUUUUUUCGCGAAGUCUCUACUUCUUGCUGGCUGUCCUGACGUAUCUUGGCGGUCUGGGGGCGCCUGACGAAGGCGGGCGUCUUCACGCGGACGCCAUUCUUCUUCGCGACUCUCCCGUGUCUCUUUCGUCUUUGUCGUUUCCAUCUUCCUCGACGAUUCCCUCCGUCUCUCUUCCCUCCGCUUCCAGUUUACCGGCUUCCCUUCUCAGUCCUGUUCGCGCCGCUCCCAGAUCGUCUGUGUCCUCCUCUUCUUCCUGUUCUUCCUUUUCUUCCUCUUCUUCCGCCUCGCGUGUGUCUCCCCAUAUUUCUGCUGGGUGUCUUUCUACCGCCUUUCUGUCUGUUUCAUGUUCUUCGCGGAUGUCCUCUGAGACGCGCCAAGGCGUCGUUCCCUCGGUGUCUCUUCGACGGAUGUCAGGUCAGUCUCUGUCGCAUUUCUCUUCUCUUUCGUUUGACGCUGUCGCGAGCCCUCUGACAAAUCCUUCUCUCUCGCUUGAUUCGUUCUCCCCUGUCCCCGCGAAGCUCCCUCUUUCUUGUUCGCCUUCGCCUCCAGAUUCUCUCUCGUCUUUCGCUGCUUCAGCUGUGUCUUCUGUGCCGGCGUCUCGCGCCACCGCCCCCGCGCCGUCGGGUGUACAUUUGCCUCCUCGCGGACGUCUCCCGCGGUCCGCCAGUGAGUCGGUUGGGUGUACGUACACCACGGCGCUGCCCCGAUGUGCGUCGAGGUGCGACACGGCCGUUUUCGCGGCUCGUUCUGCGUCUCCAGAGUGGAGGAGUUUCGCGAUUCACAGCAGAGAACAAGCUGGAAGUGAGAGAACUUUUUCUCUGCGCUUCCAUCCCCGGAACGGUCGAAGACAGCGACGGGGGACGGCAAUCCCGACAGCCUUGGCCGCUGCGGUGCCCUCGGGCGGUGAGGGGAUGAGGCCCUGGCUCUUCAAAAGGCUUCUGCGUUCUUCGCAUGUCUCUCGAGAAGCAGAGCCGCGCGCUUCGGCGCCUUCGCCUUCUUCUCUCGCUCUGCGGUACCUCGCUCGCCUUCUGCCUGGCACAUGGACCGCGAGGUUCUCUCGUGCUCGGUUUAUCUUUUCUUCGUCUCGCCUGAGAGGCGUCUUUCUCGCUCCUCUCGCCUGCUGUCUCCUCGGCGUCUCCUUCCUCGGCGGCGGAGCGUGGCUCUGCCGGCGCUGGCUUAGCGACACUCAGGCGCUCUACAAAGAAACCUUUGCGUUCCACGCCGUCCGGCUGCUGAAUCGCUACGCGCCGUCUGCGCUCGACGCAGAGGAGAAAGCAGACGCCUUCCGGCGAGAGACAGAGGAACUGCAUGAAGAAUUCGAACUGGACGCGCCGGAAGCGUUUGGACUCGAACAGCGUCACAAAGUCGAAAACGCGUAUCUGGAUCUUCCUGCUCUCUCGCAGAACGCAGAGACGCGUUUCCAAAUCCCGCAGUUUCCUGCCCCUGUCGCGGCGCCGACGCCUCUGCCGCGACUGAACGAAAACAGGGAAUUAAUUGAAGAAAUACGUUCCCUGUACGAGGAUGUGACGAAGCGCAUUCCGAUGUUUUCGCACUCCGUGAAGCUGGACCUGCUCCACACCGUUCUAGAGAGUCUUCUGCAAGUCUCCGGGGGGACCGACCCGGCCUACCUCAUUCAGUUUACGCAACUUCUUCUUCGCCAUGCCUUUGACGUGGAGCCGAUCGAGGUUGCUCGAGUUUUCCGAAGGAUUCUCGAGGAGAAUAAAGAUAGCAGCAACUGCGUGAACGUCUUGCUGCUGGCCGACUGUGUCGUUGAAGACCUCAGCCUGCGAGCGAUGCUUCGGCCCCCAUGGAUGGUGUUUCUUCACGGCCACAGCGACCGGUCUCUCGAGGCGGAGCUCUUAAGUCGGAAAGAGGAGAUGUACCGGACCUUUGUGCGGCUCUUUCUGAAGGAGGUCUUUGCUCGGAAUCUUUUUCCGGUCUUCGCGGCCUCGGCGACUGCCGCGCCGGAAGCGGACGCGUUUCCCCCACACGAGGGCGAAGAAGACGGAGAAGACAAGCGUGUCGAGGAGCUUCUCGGCUCCCCAAAGUUAUUUCAGACCGACGAAGAACGCAUGCAACUCAAGUGGCUCGCUGCCCUGGCGCAAGCGUGCGACAGACAGGCUGACCAGGCAGAGAAGCGAGAAGAGGAGACGCUCUUCUCGUUGCCCGCUGAAGAUGCGGAGCUCCGGUCCAGCGAGGCAACGGAGGACAUGCAGGCGCGGGAAGAACGAACGGGGAAAGACAGUGGAAACGAGAAGAAAGCAGGAGAAACAAAGUCGCCUGGAGGAGCCUCAAAGGAUGCAAGGCCGUACGAGAUGUCACUGCAGGCUGCGAUCGAGAAACAGAAGUCUCUGACAACGUCCGAAACAGCUGAGCCUUCCUCGCUUCUUCCUCUCGGCCUCCCAGAGGGCUGGCAACUGGUGGCGCUCACGCCUCGACAAGCCGCGCGGAUUGUCGCCAUCGAAAUUCGGGAGUGCGAGGAAGUUCUCGAGGAAGAAGCGGCGAACCGAAAGAAAGCAAUCGAAGACUCUGACGGCGCCACAGAUGGAAACGCAGAACUCAAGCGCCUGUUGGAGGUGACGAAGGACGUUUUCCUUUGCGGCGCAGGUCGCCUCUUGGAAGUCACAUUUACUCGCGAGACUGAUGAGCUGUUCCGUCCGCCUCUUGAGGACACGAUUGUUCAGGCCUCCAACUUCUUUGCCGAAAGCGUGGGGAGUCUUUACAGAGACCUCGAGAGAAAGUCGCAGACGCCCGAGGAAGAAGCCGCGGCGCGGGCCAUGAUGGCGACCCCGCCGACGCCUCGCGAGCUAGCUGAGGAACAGGCUCUGAAAGAGGCGAAGGAGGAGAAGAAAAAGGAGUUUCAACAAAACUGGAAGACCUUUUUAGCGGACUUGACUCAGAAGAAAGAGGAGCUUAAGCAGCAACUGCUGCGCGUAGAUCCCCACCUGCAGCGCCGGCCUGUCGACUCCAGGGCCUUGUCGACUCUUUCUGCAGACGACAAGGUGUCUCCGGAGCAAUUCACCAAUGAAAUGCUUAUUGCUGAGAAGGCGGCCGCGGCAGAGGCGCGAGCCAAGCACUUGGGGGCUGUCCUCAGCAUGUUUCACGCGCGAGAGAAACCUCCGUCUGCUCCCUCUUCUUCUUUCUCUUCGUCGUCCAAGGCGAAGGCGAACGCGGCGGCACAGGCCGCAGCGUUUCUCGCGUCGAGAGGCAGAUCUGUUGGCUGGAAGAAGAGUGGGGAAGGCGACGCAGAGAGCCAGGAAGAAGAACGACGCGUUGCCAAGAUUGCCAUGCAUGCAGCGAUGGCUCGGACACAGCACGAAGAAAAAGUGAACGCGGGGUACAGCGCUGAAGCCCGAGAAGCGGGGCUGCCUCAGCGACACAGCGAGAAGGCGACACGCACCGUUCUCGCUCUGCUGCAAGAGCUGGAGUAUCGCAAGUUCGCAGUAAAGCAGCAAGCCGCUCGGCAGAAGAACCGCGAGGAAGGAGAAGUAGACGAAGCGGAGAUGGACAAAGCUCUGGGGGGUCUCGACGAGUUGGAUGAGAUGGAACAGCCGGCGGAAGCGGAAGGCGAAGCCGAUCGGAGCCGGCAGGCGUUUAAGCAAGCCGAACGCGAAGAGAGGAUCUUGCAGAGACAACGAGCUUUGAUUGAAGCCUCAAAAAUGCGACAGACCGGCGCAGCGGAGGCGGCGCGACAGCUGACUACAGAAGUGCUCGAAGACGAGUUGGCCGAGCGCGAGAAGCAGAAAAGCCGAACAGGUGCAUCUCUCUGGUCAGCAGAAAGCGAAAGCCUGGAGGUGCACCCUAGCGCGCGAGGCGGUGAAAACGGCAGCUUCGGAGCGGUGACAGGCGAGGAGUCCGAACAAGGAAGACCGGCACACCCGCAUCUGAAGAAGGGCCAGAGCAUGCAGAGUUACCUGGAUCAAGGCUACACUCUGGUUUUCAAUACCCCGUAUCGAGCAGACGAAAUGCUGCGGAUGAAAGGCCUGAAAGAUGGACUCGACAUCGGCACUGACAUCGAUGACAAAGACGUCGGAGACGUCGAGGAGGAGGACGAAGAUGAUUUCGGCUAAGGCUUGAACUGACAAAGGCGCUUUCUUAUUUUUUUGCGGGGCGAGGUUAUGUUAAAGGACGGAAACUGGCGAGAGGGGUGUUUCAGCUCGAAUAGAAGUGGACAAAUACAUGCACACGAAUGCGCGAGGUCAACGGGGUGGAAUUCAGAGUGAAGGGAACAUGCCGGAAUGGAGUUAAUUCCAAACCGGGGACGACAUGCAAGCGGUUGAUUUCGCUUUUCACAGACGGGGCUGCGUUGGUUUGAUGGACUCUUGGUUUUUGUGGCUGAAUCACGUUUUUGUGUGGUGGUUCUCGUCAAUUGCCGAGGCCGGAAACCCCCGGGUUUUUUCCCCGCUGGACUUGUUGCCCGUGUCCCCCCGGUGAGACUGCUCCAAACGACACUAUAAACACUGGAAAGGUGAAGCGCGACAGUUUGGAUUGCAAAGCGA